AUGGCCGAAGCACUUCUUUCUGCUGUCUUCAAUGUGCUUUUGGAGAGGUUAACACCUGACCUAGCUGACUUGAUCAACUUGAUUUGUGGAAAGAAGCUCGACAACAAGCUGCUUCAGCGUUUGAAGCCAUCCUUGAUUGCUGCAAGAGCCGUGCUCAAUGAUGCCGAACUCAAACAAUUCACCGAUCCUAACGUCAAAGAUUGGCUUGAUGAGCUCAAAGACGCUGCUUAUGACCUGGACGACUUUAUGGAUGAGAUUUCCACACGAGCUGCCACUCAGAAAAAGGUACCGUGUUUCUCCUUUUCUUCUCUUAGUUUGGGUGAUACGAACCUGGGAAAUGAUUUAGAAGAUAUGAUUGAUAGAAUUGAACAUAUUGUGGCACUGAAAGAUGUCCUUGCUUUGAAGAAGACAAGUGGCAAAGAAACUUUGUCAUGGAGGCCUCCAGUUAUGUCUCAUGUGAAUGUCCCUCGUGUUUAUGGAAGAGAGAAAGAAAAACAAGAUCUAAUUAAGCUUAUGUUCAAUAAUGAUGACGGUUACGAGUUGUCUGUAAUCCCUGUCGUGGGCAUGGGCGGGGUUGGGAAGACCACCUUAGUCCGGCUAGUUUUUAAUGAUAAUGAUGUGAAGCAAAAAUUUGAUAUUACUGCGUGGGUUUGCGUUUCUGAAGCAUUUGAUCAUUUGAAAAUAGUAGAGACUAUAAUAAAAUAUAUCGAUCCUGAUUUUGUCUGUGAUAAUAUGGAUGUAAGUCUUCUUCAACAUCGUUUGGCUGAGAAGUUGGAAGGAAAAAGGUUUUUAAUUGUUCUUGACGAUGUCUGGAAUGACAAAGUCACUGACUGGGAUACUGUGAAGUAUUUGGUCUGGAAUAAAGUGGAAGGAUGCAAAAUUCUUGUUACAACUCGCGAUGCGAGUGUUGCUUCGGUAGCUAAAAGUGUUGCUUCGGUAGCUAAAAGUGAUGCUGUGGUUGCUAAAACUAUCUCAUCAUUUUAUUGUCUAAAUGUCUUGUCUGAUGAAGAUUGUUUGUCAAUUUUUGCUGCACACGCUUUCCAUUCUAGAGAUUCAACUCUGAACUCACGCUUAGAAAAGAUUGGGAGCGACAUUGCUGGCAAGUGUAAAGGAUUGCCUUUAGCUGCAAAAGUACUUGGGGGGCUUUUUCGAUCCAAGCCUGACUUUGAAGACUGGAAUAAUGUAUUAAACGAUUCCAUGUGGGAUUCAUCAGACAACGAGAUCAUCCCAGCCUUAAGAGUCAGUUAUUAUUAUCUCCCUCCCCAUUUAAAACAAUGCUUUGCUUUUUGUUCUUUGUUCCCAAAGGAUUAUCAAUUUCGUAAGGAGCAAUUAAUCUUGAUGUGGAUGGCAGAAGGUUUUUUGCACCCUCCAAAGAGGAACAUGACUUUAGAAAAAGCUGGUUCUAUGGACUUUGAUGAUUUAACUUCGAGAUCAUUCUUUCAACCCAUACCAAAUGAUGAUGAGUGCUUUUGGUUGAAAGGAAGAGAUGAGCGGUUUGUCAUGCAUGAUCUCAUUCAUGACUUAGCGACUCAUGUUGCUGGAGACUUCUACUUUCAAUUGGAGAAGAAUGGAAGUAAAAUUGACAAAAAGACACGCCAUUUGUCAUGCAACUAUCAAAAUCAUGCAUGCUUAGACCAUGAAUUUUUCAAAAAAAUAAAAUCCUUACGAACAUUUAUAGGAUUGGGAUAUUACCGUAUCUCUCCAUUUGUUGGAAAUGUUUCUCAUAUUCUAUUAUCAAAUAUGAAGUGCUUGCGAAUGUUGUCACUUCGAGGUCUGCGUGCAUUAAGGGUGGUUCCCGAGUCUAUUGGGGAACUCAUCCAUUUGCGCUAUUUGGAUCUAUCAGACACAAGUAUUGAAAGCUUGCCUGGAUCAAUAUGUAAGAUGUAUAACUUACAGACGUUGAAGUUGCGUUCUUGCAUGUCUCUUGAGAUGCUCCCAAAUGAGAUUCAAGAUCUUGCAAAUCUUCGCCAUUUGGAUCUAUCCUGGUCGGUAAAGAUUGCAAGUUUGCCUAAAUCAUUGUGCAAAUUAUACAAUCUACAAACAUUAAAGUUAGAACAUUGUCAUAGUCUGCAGAUGCUGCCAAGUGAUACACAAGAUCUUGUAAACUUGUGGCGUCUUGAUGUUAAAGACGCUAGCUUGAAAGAAAUGCCGAGGGGAUUGGGCAAGUUAAAAAAUUUGCAAUUUUUGAGUGACUUUGUUGUUGGAAAAGAGCAAGGGAUCGAGAUUGGAGAAUUGGGAGAAAUGCCAAAUUUAAAGGGUUGGAUUACGAUAAAAAAAUUAGAGAAUGUCAAGGAUGGAAAUGAAGCCUUUGAAGCGAGAAUGAUGGAGAAGGAGCACAUUAAGGAUCUAACAUUAUCAUGGUCAGGGGAUGCCGAUGUGGAAGAUGUAACACAGAGAGAUAUUUUGGACAAGCUUCAACCUUAUUGGGAUUUAGAAGGAUUGGAAAUAUGGAGCUAUAGGGGCACAACAUUUCCGGAUUGGUUGGGGAGUCCUGGCUACCACUACAUGACUUGGUUGCAGCUGGUUAAUUGCGAAAACUGUUGUAUGCUUCCCCCUCUUGGGCAGCUCCCGGCUCUAAAGACAUUAUAUAUGAGAGGAUUAAAAAGGAUUGAGAAGAUUGGUGAAGAGUUGUUGAAGGCCAGUGAACGUGCUCCCAUGAUUCCAUUUCCAGCUCUUGAAUGUCUUGGGUUUUCAUUCAUGACUUCGUGGAAAGAAUGGCAUUCCAUUGACGUGGAAGCUUUCCCUGAACUCCGAUGUCUCAAAAUAUGGUCUUGCCCUAAAUUAGUUGGAAAUUUACCUAGCCAGUUGCUUUCUCUAAAAACCUUGAGGAUGGAAUAUUGUCCAUUGCUGGCUUCUUCUAUUCCGAGGUGUCCUGAAAUUCAGGAUUUAGUGAUAGUUGGAUGCAGAAGUGUGGGGUGGCAAGAGCAAGAGUUACCUCGUUCCCUUAGGAGGCUAGGAAUUACAGGAUGUCGGAUGUUGGAAUCAAUGUUGGAGGCACUCUCUAAACAUCUGCAUCUUCAAGAAUUAAGUAUCUCGGAGUGCUCCAAUACAUCACAUCAAAUGAUUCAUUUGCCCCCAUCACUACAACAGUUAGAGAUAAGUGAUUGUCAGAAUGUCGAUUUUGUGUUGAGUUCAACUGCUCCUCUACAAAAUCUCCAAUCUCUAACUAUUGGGCAAGGUUGUAAUUUUGUGAAGUUUAUGUCGGAUGACAUGGAAGAUCUUCUCCCAAAUUUAAAAGAUCUAUGGAUAAGUAGUUGUGAAGAGAUGGAAGCAUUUCCAGAAGGGAUCCUUGUGCCAAGUUUGAGGGAACUUCAUAUUGAAGUGUGUCACAAGCUAUUAUCCCACCAAGCAGAGUGGCGCCUCCUAACUAAUAUUACUCUCCUUUAUAUUCUUGGUUCAGAUGUCAAGUGUUUCCCGGAGGGCUUUUCUCUUCCUGCCACUCUCACCACUCUAGAGCUCUACUACUUUGACGACUUGGAGACGUUGGAUUGCACAGGACUUGAGCACCUAACCUCUCUCCAACAACUCUACAUCAUGUAUUGUGACAAGCUGGAGAAAUUGUCAGGAAAAAAUCUGCCGCCUUCUAUAAGAGAGCUUUGCAUUGAGGAUUGUCCAUUGUUGGAAGAACAAUACCGCAAGAAGGAUGAAGGUCUCAUGCGCCGCAUAUCCCACAUCCAACGCAUCCAAUUUUUUUGAUUUAUAAAUUCCUGAUAUGAGAUACAAUUAUCCACAAGAGGUGCUCCACAUUAUUCAAUCAUAUUGAAGGUAGUGUCCAACAGAUGCGAGCUAGUUCUGAUUCAUAAAAGCAACACAUUCACAAUGCUUAAUGUUGUAAUUAAGAUCCUUCAUAUAUUCCUAAUGAGCACCAGCCAAAAUUAUAGAAAGGGAUUUGCAGACUUGAAUCUAUUCCAAGAAGAAAAGCUCAUUGAAAUCUGAUCUGGUCCAUAUCUUCUUCUUCAUUAAUUUUCUGAUUUUCUUGAAGUGUUCUUCUCGAUACUUGAGCAUUUUGUUAUCUUUUUUAAUGAUGUUUCAAGACCUGCAAAUUGUGUAUUGUAUUAUGAUCACUCAUUAAAUUCCCAGGCUUCAUUCAUGCUUGGGGAGAGGAGAGGAUGUAGGAUUCAAUUUUUGAAUCCGAACUUCUAUAUAUCAUGGUGUCAUCAUGUAAUCUUUUUUUUUUUUUUGUUUAAAUUCCAAAUCAUCACAGGAUUAUUGAUA
This is a messenger RNA of Prosopis cineraria, 4215 nucleotides long. Its product is annotated as putative disease resistance protein At3g14460. NCBI's taxonomy places the organism in Eukaryota, Viridiplantae, Streptophyta, Magnoliopsida, Fabales, Fabaceae. Gene Ontology annotation, biological process: defense response to other organism. The coding region runs from base 1 to 3696 and encodes 1231 amino acids. Gene Ontology annotation, molecular function: protein binding; ADP binding. The record is from RefSeq and is a predicted model, not a curated record. The transcript is spliced from 4 exons.